GCUGGUGUUCUGACCCUCUGACGCAUUUAGGUUUUUUUAACAUAACUCCAUGAUUUACCCCACUCCAUAAGGAGGAGGUGGUGAUAAACAAAAAGUCUCAACUUUGCUCGCCAGGAAAAUUGUAACCAAAGAAGUCUGUCAUUUUCGCUCCUUACGACAUCAAAACUUUCAUCCCUGUGAGGGCGACAAAAACUGCUUGGGCCAGAGAUAUCAGGGUGCUAAACUGCUGAUCAUCAGAACUGGAAUACCCAAAGAAGUGAAAAAUGGACAAAGCACCAGAUGAAGCCAAGGAGGUUUACAGUCACCAUGGCGUUAUCGUCAAAAAGCUGGAGAAGUAUAAUGAGCGCGAAAGUGCCUGCUCCUCAUCUACAUUUAUUAGCUUUGUGUCUUCAGGAACUUUGUCUGUUCUGGAACAUAACAAUGAUCGUUGGCUACUAUGGGUGCCAGAGGAAAGAAACUUGUCUGUCGAGUCUGACCCAACUGAAUGGGAAGUGGUAAACACAGAAAAACCUAAGCCUCCCUCUAUCAAUGAUGAAAAGUUGGAAUCAAGAAAAAUUUGGAUAAAUGUAAAAGACUUAAAAAGUCUGCAGUUGAGACGGAACACAAACAAAAUGUUCUUUGACCUCAAGGAUGGCACCACUUUUGAUGUAGUUUUCCAGCAUGGAGACGCCCAGCAGUUCAUCUCAUCCUUCCGAAGCUUUGUGAUCCUUGAGCGAUCUAGACGUUCCAGACAAAAGUUCUACGUUAAAGGUUGUGUCAAUCGCGAACUGAGCAAAUCUUUCGCUGAGCUGGAUUUGUUUGGGGAACAGGGUAACUUGGUUGCUCGGUUCAUGAAAGACUUGCAUGACAGACCUUUUGAGACAACACUGACUGCGUUUUCGAAACUCACCGGAGUUGUGGCGUCAGGGUUGAGUAACACCUUGCGGCCGGACGAUGAGAUGGUCAGUCAACCCUCAUUGCAAGGUGACGAAUACGAAGUGAUUCCAUCUACACUGGACCAUCCUGCAAUGUCUCUUCCCCCAAGACCUACUAUAAAAAGAGGUGAUCCUCUUUCAGUUGAAGAGUGGAUGAGGCAUGUUCAGGAAGAUGGAAGUGUUAUCAAAGUAGACACCCUUUUAAUGACAAUUUUCCGUGGUGGAAUAGAUCCUGUGCUCCGUUAUGACGUCUGGAAAUACUUGCUGAACUAUAUUCCCUACAACUGCAGUCAAACAGAAGCAGCUGAGUUGCGCAAAAAGAAAAUCCAGGAGUACCAGACUCUUUGCCAACAGUGGCGUAGCAUCACACCUGAGCAGGAGGACAGAUUUUCAUUAUUCAAAGACAGGAAAAGUCUCAUAAGCAAGGAUGUGAACAGAACUGAUAGAACCAUAGAUUAUUUUGCCGGGGAUGACAAUCCCAACCUGGAAAGCUUGAACAACAUUCUCAUGAGCUACAUGAUGUACAACUUUGACCUGGGCUACGUGCAAGGCAUGAGCGACCUUCUUAGUCCGAUAUUGAUGCUGAUGGACAAUGAGCAUGAUGCAUUUUGGUGCUUUGUUGGUUUUAUGGAAAAAGUUAUGGGUAAUUUUAUGCUGGAGCAAACAAGCAUGAAAGAGCAGCUGCUGCAGUUGGCCUGUUUGUUGCAAAUCCUUGAUCCGGUCCUUGCUAAUUAUCUCAACUCUCACGAAUCAGGAAAUCUCUUUUUCUGCUUUCGUUGGCUUCUGGUUUUGUUCAAGAGAGAGUUCACUAAUGACGACAUUAUGGUGAUAUGGGAGGUCCUUUGGACUGAUCUCCCUUGCCGCAAUUUUCAUCUGUUGCUUUGCAUUGCUAUUCUUGAGACUGAACGGGAAGAAAUAAUGGCUAAUGAGAAUGGACUGUCUGAUAUCCUUGCUCACGUCAACAGCUUGUCAAUGAACAUUGACCGUGAGGCCAUUUUGAGUAAAGCAGAAGCAAUGUACAUGCAGUUGUUGUCAAAUGCAGAACAACUUCCAAUAAUGGCUUGUGUGACACUCGGCCUUCCUGUACCUCCAGACCCAGAAACUGGUGAUCAUGAGGAGCACUUGAAGUUAUCAAACAUGACUCCAAGUGAUGAUGAUGAGGAUGCGUUUGAAAAGGCCAUGUCUCAUACCUUUCUUUAAUUGAGAGUCUAGUCUUAUAUUUUCAAUUACUUUUCAGAUUAUUUGAGUAAUUUUGAAAAAAAGAA
This is a messenger RNA of Neocloeon triangulifer, 2179 nucleotides long. RefSeq names its product TBC1 domain family member 15 (gene Tbc1d15-17). NCBI's taxonomy places the organism in Eukaryota, Metazoa, Arthropoda, Insecta, Ephemeroptera, Baetidae. The record is from RefSeq and is a predicted model, not a curated record. The transcript is spliced from 12 exons. The coding region runs from base 264 to 2114 and encodes 616 amino acids. Gene Ontology annotation, molecular function: GTPase activator activity. Gene Ontology annotation, biological process: activation of GTPase activity.